AUCAAUCCAAAGCACUGGCGGAACAUACACAGGUAGGACCUUCACCUUAAUUUGUAGCAUACUCCAAAGCAAAUAAAACAGUGUUUCAUUCUAUCGUUAAUUCCCAGAAUUCACAUCAAGUUUCCUGUGACUUAUUUCUCCACUUUCACUCAAUUUCCCUGUCAGGUAUCAAUAAUUCAUCAAUACAAUUUAGCCCAUAUAUGAUUUAACUGACCGGGAAAUAUGGGAGAGAUUGAUACCAAACCAAUUGAAUCAGUCCGGGCUGCUUUGUCCUUGUUUGAAGAGAAGACUGAUCACCGGAAAACCCGGGUUUCCGGCACAGAUAAGGAUAGUGAGAAAGAGAGGGAGCUUGAAGGUGUGUUGAAGGAUUUGGCCAAUUACAAGGUGCAGCUGGAAGCAAAAGAUGCUGCCUACAUGCAAGCCCUUCUCAAGCUGCAACACCACCAGUACACAGCAGUUGAACUCUCCGCUCUCCUUGAAAACAUCGAGUUUGAGAGAGAUAAGUACGUUGAGGAAUGUAAAGAGGCUCGGGUACAGAUAUACAAACUCGAAUCCAAGGUAACGGAGAUGGCAGAUCAGUUGACGGAGACUCUGAAGGUGAGAGAGCAGCUCAUGCAUGUUUUUAGUGAGUUGAAGGCUACACAAGCAGAGCUGCUUAGCAUGGAAACAAAACUCGCGUACGCUAGAGAUUCGGAGCUAAAAGCUCUAUCGCAAGCAGAGCUGAUGGAAACAGCUUUCGUGAUGGAAAAAGAGAGGGCAGAAGAGCUUCUUAAACAUGUCUCGGAGUUAAGUGAAGCCAUGGUUAUGUCAAAGGUUGCUGCUAGUGAAGGAGAGAAAGAGAAGUUGGCAAUCUUAUCUGCGAAAGAUGCUGAGUUUGAGGUGGCUAUACAGGCUGCUCUUCUAGCGCAGGAGCAGCUUGAAGAUUCAAACAAACAAAAGGCAAAGAUGGAGGAGUUGGAGGAUCAGCUCCUAGCCAAGUCUUCGUUCAUUGAGAUGCUUCAGUUGGAGAUUAAACAGGUGAAUGAAAACCUUAGUUUCUCUGAGAUGGCGUCUUCUGAUGCGAUGAAUGACUUGAAGCAGCUGGAAAAGGAGUUAGAAGAGAAGGAAAGAAAGAUCUCGGAUCAGGAAGGUUUCAUCAAGGCGCUAGAAAUGGAACUGAAUCAAUUAAAAUUGGAGCUUAUUGAUGCAAAUCAAGUGGCCAACAGCCUGAAGCGCGACGUUGAAGUUCUUACUGAGGAUUUACAGAAAGCUAUUAUAGAGCUUGGUGAGAUGGCAGAAAGGGAAAACAAUGCUCUGGUUGAGAUAGCAAUGCUGGAAUCUGAGCUUCAUAGAGGGAGGUCAAAAAUUGCAGCAGCAGAGGCAACUGAAGCAAGAGCUGAAAAUGUGAAAUCGGGGUUGUACCUCGCGAUUCAGCAACUAGCAAUAGAAGCUGAAACUGCCAAGAACGAAAACAGAAUGUUAAAGCAAGGAGCAGAUAGCGUAGACGAAGAAACGGACGAACAAUCUCCCCUUGUUGAUUUUGUUGAGGUUUCCGAAAUUGGUGAACAGAAGGAAGAAGCUGAAGAGCGAAAGGAUGAGAAUGAUUACCAAGUAACAAUUUCGUUGAAGGAGUACGAGUCCUUGGUUAAGAAGGCUGAGCAGGCUGAUCAAAUUCCUUUGUCAUUGGCGGAAGGCUUUAGCCGUCAGUUCAGCUUCAGCGCCGCGGAAGACAAGUCAGAAAAUUUGAAGAAGGAGUUGGAAGCUGCAAUGGAAAAGGUUACGCAAUUCAGGAACCGGGCUGAGCAGGCUACUACUAGGGCUGAUCUCGCUGAGAGAGCGAAGGAAAGACUAGAGGACCAGAUAAGGAUUCGGCGGGAGGUGAAGCAAAGGAGAAAAGCUGCUCUUGCCGCACUUAGGGAGGUAUCUCUUCCUAAACAAUUUAGCCCUCCCGAGUACGAAUCUCCAGAUGAAUUUAAGCCUCCUGCACAUGAAUCUGGAGAAGAAUUUAUGCCUCACGCAUCAGAAGAAACACACAAAAAACGUCUGCAAUUGCGUGAGGUACUUAAAAUGAAAUUCUAGUUGCGAUCUUUGUUAAGUUGAGGCCAGUUAAUAAUUGUUCAUGUGAGUAAGGCAUAAUUGUUCAUGUGAGUAAGACAUACUGCUUGUUGAAUUAAUAUAUUCGGUUAUUAAUACCAG
This is a messenger RNA of Malus domestica (apple), 2175 nucleotides long. RefSeq names its product WEB family protein At5g55860-like. Gene Ontology annotation, cellular component: cytosol. The record is from RefSeq and is a predicted model, not a curated record. Gene Ontology annotation, biological process: chloroplast accumulation movement; chloroplast avoidance movement. NCBI's taxonomy places the organism in Eukaryota, Viridiplantae, Streptophyta, Magnoliopsida, Rosales, Rosaceae.